This is a messenger RNA of Schizophyllum commune H4-8, 525 nucleotides long. RefSeq lists its product as uncharacterized. The record is from RefSeq and is a predicted model, not a curated record. The transcript is spliced from 2 exons. NCBI's taxonomy places the organism in Eukaryota, Fungi, Basidiomycota, Agaricomycetes, Agaricales, Schizophyllaceae. The annotation marks the transcript as partial.
AUACAUUGUAUUGUACUAUACGUCGCGAGGCGCUCAGCGCUUGCGCUGAGCACAUAUGCGACAUAUGAGGGGGGAUGGGGGGUGAGGGAGUGGUACAUAAUGCGAGGGGGGGUUGCUGCGAGGGCAGCGCAAAGCCUCCCCAUCAAUCAAUUGCUUGACAGGGAAAGGGGGAGCCCCUGCGAAGGGACGGCACGGGCUGGGAAGCGCGGGAUUCGCGCACCGCACGCACCGGGGAAAGAGGGGGAGGGGAGGCGUAAAGUGCAAGCCAGGGCACGGCGAGCGAUUUGCUCGCGCGCGCUCGGCACUCCUGCCGUCCCUGCUUGUGCAUCCCCUUCCUCUGCGCGUCCCCUCCCUUCGCGCCUCCCUUCGCGCCUCCCUUCGCGCCUCCCUUCGCGCCUCCCUUCCCCCCUCCCUUCCCCCCUCCCACGCGUCUCCCUCCCCCGCCCUCGCGCACCGCCUCAUGGAGCACGCAGCACUCAGCUUGCGCGAUUCCUCACCGCGGUAUCUCCCUCGGCGCCUCGUUGA